CUCUAGUGCAUUUUUUCUGUGGACUAUUGUAGAAAACAAAGUCAAUUGUAACCACGGCCCACUCAUGUCCGGGGAAUAGCGGCGACUUUGACUUUCGGUCCAGCCAACACCGGGUCAAAUUCCCGGCCUGCAGGGACGAACUGAUGGUAAAAUCCCUGCCAAAUGCCCCCCCCCCCGCACCCCAGGGACCCGAGAAUCAGAUCAAUAAUUGAAGAAUGCUGGUGUCCAGGGACCUCAAACUUGGUAGGCAGGAAACAACAAACAUAACCAACCAUAACAGAACAACUGCCAAACAAACAACUAAAGAAUGGAGACACAACAGAUUUUGAAACUGGUUUACUAGUGUGGGAUCUGAGAAUGUCACCUUGAAGGAGUGAAUCUGAAAUAAAUGUCACCGCUGAAACACUGCAGAUGACACAUGAUACAAUUACAUAAAAAAUAGUUUGAAAAAAAUGGAUGUAGUUUACAGACCUGAAUGUUGGUGACACAAAAGACAAGGCAUUGAAACAAAAUCUACAUAUUAUUUCAAGAAAAAUAUUUCAACACAUUUUUUGGAAGAAAUAUUUCUGGUAUUUUGAAGAUGUCUAGCAAGCAGAUGUCUGUAAUUGUUGUCAAAUUGGGCCAAAAGAAAAAUAAUAUUUCGAUAAUAAUGGAACAAGAUAUGGACAAGGGACAAGAAAAUUAGUGGCAAGUAGAUUUGAAAUAAUGGAAAAAUGAUGUCAAAAAUGAGGAAACUGCAACAACAGCAGAACAACUACAAGGAAGCAAACAUGAAGACUUGACAGUUCAAAAAUGAAGUGAAUAACCUCAGUACAGCGUUCAAACUAACACAAGCCAUCACUGGGAAAAUGUUUUGCCCAACAUCUGAAAUGAUCAUAGAAAAUAAGAAUUAUGACAGUAGAAGUAAAAGUAUUUGGGCUUGUUGAUCCAAAAAUUAUAAUUAUUCUGAUGACUGUCCACAUGUCUACAUGAUCAAGCAUUGAAUUAUGACAUAGAGCUGCUGCCCUGUUUGCAAAAAGUGUACCCAAUUAGGCAGAAGUUUUUAAGAUGUCUUACAUUUAUUUUUAAACUUUGAAAGUACACUGAACUUGUACUUGAUGAGAAACGAUCAAAACCAAUUUCCAGUUAAUUUGAAUCAUAGUUUGUAUGUGGUGACAAGUUGAAUGACUCCAAAAAUUCUGGGAUAAAUUAUAACAUUUUAUACAUAUUAAGUUCUAAAAUAGUAUUAGAUUCACAUAUUUAAGCUAUCGAUCAACUAGCUGUUCCAUUCUGGAACAAUUCAAAGACCUCAUGACAUUGAUAUGUAAAAUGUGUAGAUUGUAAAUAUUUUAUAAAAACAUCCUAUUUAAUUAAGACAUUUCAUAUCAGACAUACCACAACAGACAUUUUAUAUCAGAUAUUCCAUAUCAAACAUAUCAUAUAAGAUAUUCUGAAUAUCAGACAUUCCAUAAUGAGACAUUCCAUAUGAGACAAUCCAUAUAAGACAUUCCAUAUGGGACCAUAUCAGACAAUCCAUAUAAGACAUUCCAUGGGACAAUUCCUUGGAAGAGAAUCUCAGUUUGACCUCUACCUCAAGUAUUUGAGUGUGACUUAUUUAUUUCAUUUUGCACUGUAUAUAUGUUUACACAUAUAUUGAGCCAUUCCACUCCCAAUUGUAAUGAGCCUGUGGAAGAAAGUCAGAACUUUGAUAUCUUCAGACCCAUUCAAUACUUUGUAAGACCACUGGGACCAUGUUUGGCAAACUUUCUCGAUCAAUGAAAAAUGUUUUAAGAAGAUAUCCACUUUACUCAUAUGAUUUGAACUUUAUUUGUUAUUCAUGUAAUACCUAAAUGAAAAGAUAUGAACAGUUUUUUUACAUUUCCGUGUUCCAAAAACGUUAACAGACCAUUGCAUUUCCAAGGAGAAAAGAAGAAAUGAACAGAUUCAUGGCAAUGCUGUAUAAUUUUGGAUAUUUCUUUAUUGAAGAGAUUCAGGCCAAUCCUCCCAUACAUGAAUGAAGCAAACAAAUCCAACCAAAUAAUCUCCAUAUAUUGAAUGGAAAAAUAUGCUGUUGAUCCCGGCCAUCGAUCUUGUAACAGUUUCAGUGCAAUUCAGAAAUUAUUCUUGGAACUCAAAAGAAGUCGUUCAUUGAGAUGGUGGGGAGACUUCCUUGAAUGAUUUCCAUUACAAAAGAAGACUUUCAAGAAGCAAACUACUGGUCAUUUUCAAGAAAGUGCUGCUUUAUUAUUGGAAGAUAUUAUACAUUAAACUAUCAGAUUAAUAAACAUUCAAAGAGUGACCCUCUAGAAAAAUAGGGAAGCAACAUCUAUUAAAAUGUUUUCAGAGAAGUUAUAAAAGCAUGAAUUAAGUUGGUUUGAUGACGUCAGAAAAGUACAACUAUAGAAGUGUUGUGCUGACUCAGCAGUCACCACUAUUUCGAAGAUACUUGCUCAACUGCUGACCACUCUCUCAGGGACCAAGGAUUACAAAUCAUUCAAACAGAUAUAUAUGGGAAAGUCACAAGACAUCAUCUCCAAAAAGUGAGAAAAUCCCCCAGGAAUAAUGUGUCUUGCUGAAGAUUCCUACAACCAUGUGAUGAUCAUAAUGUGAAAGACCGAAAGACGCAUCAUUUGGGAGGAUUAAUUGAUGAUUAAUCGCUAUGUCUAGUCUAACAUGUAGUAAUGAAGCUGUAAUCAAGCAGAGUGCGGUGCUAGUGCAUUAUGAGAUUUUGAUGACAUCAGUCAUUAUGGAGAGGAGGAAGAUUUGAGUGUCCAAAGAUUCAUCAGCAAGAUUGGGGAACUCUCAGUCUCAGAUGCUUCCAUGGUUUUCAGAAUGUUUGUAAUCUCUUUAAGCAUAUUACCGGUAUCAGAUUUCUGAAAUAUUGAAUUUGCUAUACAAUUUGUUCAGUCCAUUAUUACUCUCGUCCAUUAGUGAAGGUGUCAAUGGUUUGAUUCGGGAUGUUUCGAAGCAUUUUGCACAUAUUUGCUGAUAAAUGUUGAUGCAGUAUGACUUUUCAAAAAUAUAUAAGAGAAAAGAAAAAUAAUGAAUGAAUCAUGUAGACUUACUGUAUACAUCCAGGAGUGACUGCUGCCUUAAAUACUAUGCUACGUACCAUGGCUGAUAAAAGCUGCAUUGCUUUACUCCGGAUCAUAUUGGUAAAAACUUGCCCAUCAGUUUCUUGCUCUGAGGAAUCAGUUGUUAAAAGAUGAUAGGAGCAUGUAAAAAGUCAAAUGGUAACUUGUCGCGUCAAAGGAAUACUGUGUCUGUUAUAAGUUUAUCAUUUUGGAUGAAAGUAUUAAAGAAAAGAGAAUUGUGCCUGUAAUUUUGUUUAAUUUUCUAAACAAUUAGUGCUUAUAAUUAUCAUGUAAUAAAAUUUAAUGAACAGUAAAUAGAAACUCGGAGGAAAAAAUAAGCUAAUGACAAGAUUUAUAGCAGAGGUUAUAAAGAAAAACAAUUGUGCAAUAAUUUUCAACAUUGACGACCUUGUUUAUGAGGUCUACAGAACUAAAUGACACAAUGCAAUAAUUUCUACAACAUAAAUCGUCUUCUAUAGUAGACUUGGAGUAGAACGCUCUUCUCAAAUUACAGAAAAGUGGUUUCGGAGACAUUAAUUAUUGUCUCAUACAAUGGAAAAAAGGGGACCUGAAUGUCUUGUUUCCUUGUUUACGAUAUACGAUAAUGAUGUCUGAAGUCUCCCUGGUAGUAAUUGUGUACUUUUUCUGUGUUCUAGUUAUGAUUAGUGUCUGAGAGUUGACAACGUAAUGCUACUGAUCACUGUGAAUAUAAGUUGCACCACGUAUAUAUAUAUAUAAGACAACAGAAAUGUGAAAGACGUCUUUUAAUGCACAAUUGUGAUAUUAUGAUGUUUGAUUUAUUAAUUUGAAAUUUUAUCCUUCAAUUGAAUAAAGUUGUAACAAUUAUUGAAUUGUUGAAAAUCAACAGUUAUUGAAGAAUAAGUUAAGUGCAAGAUUUCCACAGAAGAACAUCAAAGUUAGAUGAAUCUAUACAGUUAAUUAAUUGUAUUGGCAAAGCAUUUGAUAAAUCUGUUGUAAAUGUAUCGAAGGAGCGGAGAAUUGAUUUUGAGCUAAACAAAAGUGCCAUAGAACACAUAAUUAACUGUAUCAAUAAGAGAUCAUUUGUAAUGAAACAAUGACGGAUCGGCAGGACGGACCGAAUGGAACUACCUCAGCUAUGGAGAGUAAUGGCGGAGUGGGACAUUACCAGCCUAGCCAUUAUGUUUCCGUGGAAAUAGGAGCAGGAGAUCCAGGGGAAAGGGGUCGCAAAAUAUCGCACACUGAGACAGACACUUAUAUAGAUGAAAAUGGACAAACCCAUGUCGCUGGGUCACAAACAGUCCCUGUGAGAAAAAUCAGUGAUAAAAGUGACCAUAUAGAUAAAUGUAACAAUGUGAAUGUCAGUGCUUGUAGACGUUCGUCAUGCACGAGAAAAUUGUGGUGUUAUCGACAGUUGACGGUCAGAGAAAAGUAUCUUGCCAUAGUGUGUUUGUUACUGUUUUUGUCAUGUCUUGCCUUCGUCUUGGUUGCCUUUGUACGUGAUAAACACCUACGCAGGCACUGCCCAUGUCAUGAUUCACCCACAAUUGCCAGUUUCUACAGAUAUCCUCAGGAUGACCCAUCUGUCUCAAACAGAAAACCCCACAUUGUGCUAGUCUGCAAUUCCUCAGCUCUUUCUUUACAAACUUCACCUGACCUUGACCAUAAACUCGACCCAGAUUCUCACCAUGGCAACAGUAACUCGCAUGUUGAAUAUAAUGAGAAGGAAAACGACCUUGACACUCCUAGUCAUCCUAAGGUUUGGUGGACCUUACCCGAUGGAAGAAAUGUCAGUGGAUCAAAGCUGUUCCUCUACACAGUUCAUGAGAGUGGACCUUUUACGUGCUAUGUGGAAUUUGAACAAAACGGGGAGAAUGUUGUUCUCCAUACAUCUACGUUCAUUGAAGAAGACAAAUCAACAAAGCUGCCUGAAGUCUGUCUGACGGAAAACUGCAUCAAAACAGCUGCCCAGCUCCUUGACUCCAUGGACGGAAGUGUGGACCCAUGUGACGACUUUUUCGAGUACGCCUGUGGAAACUGGAACAAGAAAAACUUCAUACCUGAGGACAGGCCCAGCUACAACACAUUUGAAAAACUCUAUGAUGAUCUCCAGCUUACAUUGAGAGCUCUACUGGAGGACACGCCCAAGGACUAUGACAGCAAUGCGACCUUGAAGGCCAAGAUUUUGUACCAGUCGUGCAUCAAUAUAUCCCAGAUUGAAGCUGUUGGUGAUGCCCCGCUACGAAAGCUCCUAGAAGAGCUUGGGCGAUGGCCAGUUAUCGACAAGAAAUGGCGCGCGGACAACUUUGUGUUGGAAGAUGUUCUCGGUGACAUGCUUGGCAAAUACAAUGCCCCAAUACUCAUUGACGUGUGGAUUGGGCCUGAUGAUAAGAAUUCAUCAAUAAAUAUUCUGCAGUUGGAUGAGCCGGCCCUGGGCAUGCCAUCACGGGAGUACUACCUCCACGACCAGAACUCUCCCGAUGUUCGUGCAUACCUCAAGUACAUGUGUGACGUCGCAUAUCUACUAGGGGCAGAUCCUGAUACCAUACAGAGAGAAAUGGCAAAAGUGCUGGAAUUUGAGACAAAGAUUGCGAAUGCGAGCACUCCUCAGAACAUGAAACAUGAUACUGGAGCCAGAUAUAACAAGAUGACGAUUGGUCAAGUUCAAAAGCGUGUUCCAGAUUUUGACUGGCUGAGAUAUUUCAACCGAUUUUUACCGGCUGAGGUCGAUUUCUCAGAGGAAAUGGUUGUGUUUGCUCCCAACUUUUUGAAGGAAAUGGUUGAUCUUGUGCAAGUCACAGAUAAAAGAGUGGUGAGCAAUUUUGUGCUGUGGAGGCUGAUCCUGGGUUUCAUUCCUGAGCUUACCGCCAAGUUCCAGGAGGUCAGGAAUGAGUACAGGACGGUCAUGCAGGAAGUGACUAGAAGUAAGCCUCGCUGGAACAAGUGUGUGGAAUACCUGAACGAUCAACUAGGGCCCGCCACUGGGGCCAUGUUUGUACAUGAGAAAUUCCGGAAAAAGAGCAAAGAUGUGGCUCUAGAGAUGAUAGAGAAUCUUCGUGAAGCGUUUAUCGAGCUGCUCAACGAGAACAACUGGAUGGACGAUCAGACGAGGGAGGUCGCACGGGAAAAGGCUAAGGCCAUAAAAGAGAGGAUAGGUUACCCUGACUACAUUGUGAAUCCCACGGAACUGGAUAAAAAACUGAAGGAUCUCCAUUUUAAGCCAGACGAGUAUUUUGAGAAUAUUUUACGAGUGGAACGAUAUGAUGCCAACAGAAUGAUGGCCUGGUUCAGACAACCUGUUGACAAAGAUGUUUGGGAACAGGACCCAGCUGUAGUCAAUGCCUUCUACAACCCAAACACCAAUGACAUAGUGUUUCCAGCUGGAAUGUUGCAGCCUCCAUUCUACAGUGAAUACUUCCCAAAGUCCCUCAACUAUGGAGGCAUUGGGGUUGUCAUUGGACAUGAAAUCACACAUGGUUUUGAUGAUAAAGGUCGUCAGUUUGACAAGGAUGGCAACAUGAAGCAGUGGUGGAAGAACGAGACCAUCGAGGCGUUCCAUCGGCGUAACCAGUGUAUCAUAAACCAGUACAGCAACGUACAGCUGGAACAGAUUGGGAAGAAUAUUGAUGGUAAAAACACUCAAGGAGAGAACAUAGCAGACAACGGUGGACUGAAGCAAGCCUACAGGGCUUACAAGAAGUAUGAGCUAAUACAUGGUGUGGAGCCCCUCCUGCCCGGGCUCAAUAUGACACAUGAUCAGCUGUUCUUCCUGAACUUUGCCCAGAUUUGGUGUGGGAAUAUGCGGGAUAAAGCAGCCCUGGAGAAGAUCCGUACUUCUGUGCAUAGUCCUGGGCCUAUAAGGGCCAAGAUUCCCCUGUCCAACUCUGAGGACUUUGCUAAAGCCUACAGUUGCACUCUUGGAAGCCCCAUGAACCCUAAACAUAAAUGUGCUGUCUGGUAGAUGGUACUCUGUGUGGAUGAAAUAUCACAGAGUUUGAAAAGUGAUAUUGAUGAAUGGCAUGUCGCCUGAUGAGAAGAAUUAUAAAUGCCAUGCAGUUUGAAAAGGAUAUUCAUAAAUGUUUUGGAAUUUGAAAAUAAAAUAAGAUAAAUGUUAUGUUGUCUGUAAAAGGAUAUUUUGUAAAAUGGCCUGCUGUCUGGUAAAAGGCAUAAUGUCUUAAGCAUGUAUUUAUAUCUGGUUAAUAGCAAUUGCUGCCUAUAAUCUUAGCAUGUCUGGUAUAUGCCAUGCUACCAUCUUAAGUAUAUGCCAUCGAGGAAAUGCCUUUAUAAAUGGCUUGCAAUUAUAGUUAUCAGUUAUAAUAAUGUUUAUAAGUGUGAGGUAAAAUGGCGUGCUUUUUUGAAAAUAGCAUGACAUUAGGGCAAAAGAUUAAAUGGCUUACCAUAUGGAAAGAAAUUGUAUAUGCCAUCUGAAAAAUGUCAAGCUUCAUGAUAAUAUGGCUGAAAGGAUUGUUGUUAAUGCUGUUUGGAAAAAUGCAUGUUGUCAGGUAGAUGACCUUUCUGGCUUGGUGAAACUUUGAAAGCAUUGUGGCACAGGGGAAGGAGGAUGGGAAAACUUGGCUUGGAAGCUAAUAAAAGACUUGAACUAGGGUUGUACAUAUUUCCAAGCAUCAUCAUAGUAAAGAAGUCCAGUGAAUCUACAGCAAAUUGGGUUAUGAGAUAUGCAUUUAUUUUGUGGAUUUGUGCAUAAAAACAUUGUCUUGUGAAUCAAUUUGUUAUCUUUAUGAAGAAUUGAGACAUUUAAACGAGAGAUUUUUAUUCUGUUGAAAAACACUUUUUUUGUGUGUGUUUUAUUUUGGCAUUACCGUUUUCAAUUAUAACAUAUUGAAAAACGUGUUGUUUACAUUCAACACUUUAGUUGAAUCCCUCAGAUAUUUAUGUUGAUGUAAACUAUGUACAUGUAAAUAAGCUUAGUUGAUAUUUAUUGUGGUUGACUUACAUUUAUAAAACGUGUUCAUUAAUAUGUUUUGGAACAAUUUCUAUGGGAGCAAUUUCAAAUUCAGGGAUGUACCUGAAGCGUUUUGCUUUGUACACCCGACUAUCUUGAGUUAGCUGUUGACAUGUUAAAUUGUGUUAUUUGCUUAUUUUACAAAUAUUAUUUCAGAAAAGAAUACAGUUACUGUAAUAAAAGAUCAAUUUUCAAGCAAUCUAAACGUCAUCAUAUGGUGAAAUUACAAUGAACUCUAUAAAGCAGCUAAUUGCUUAUGACAUGAUGAUUUUGUCUGUGUUGCCAAAAUAAAAACUACCAUUUUUGUUGCAUAUUGUAUAUAAAACAUUAUCAACAUUAAUCUUAACCAAAUAAACUAAUAGAGAUUGGGAUGUUAAGUUUUUACAAGAGUUUAUUUAAUGAUAGUUUUUGUUUUAUUUUUAACUUUUUCACAUACUACUAUGUCACUUGCUGUUAGUCAUUGUCUCUGUUGUUUGCAAAUAUAACUGUAAAUAUUUCAAGAGAACGCUUCACAGUCAAGUACAUUAUGAAUAUUACAAGAUAUUAUAUCAAUUCAAUACCUCAACAUGUGUAAAUAUUUUGAAUUAUGUACUGUUGUUGUUUGUAAUAGAUGUUGAUGUUUUCAACUUUGUACAGUGUUGUCACGUUAUUUUUAUCUUUUUUUGUUUUAUAUUUUUAACAUACAUAUACAUGUACAUGAGGCCAAGAGCAAGCUGUAUGUCCGUGAUAAAGCUAUCAUUAAGUGCUAAGUUCAAACACUUUCUACACUAAACUGAAAUGAAAAGUUAUUCUUAUGGAGAAAAGCAAAAGCUCACUUGAAUAGAACAUUGAAACUACAAGACCAGCCCCCCUGAGUAACCAAUGUUUAACCAAGAUCCUGUUCAAAGGCAUAACUCUUAUAUUCAAUUAAAUUGUGACUGUCAUAGAGUAGAUUUCUUAUUAAGUGUCAUGUGAGUGUUGUUAAAGGGGCAUUAUUGCCAAUGGCUUGCCAAUGGCAACUACAAUUGUUAAUAUUUAGUAAAUAAAAUAUUUUUUGAAUAAGCGACUGAAGCUUAUCUUUACGACAAAGAUGAUAUUUUUGUUAAUCUUCCAACAAACCACAAGUUUUUAUACAAAUCAAUAAAAAUUCAAAUGUUGAUAUCUUUUGGUUGAAUGUUGACAAAUUGGGUUAUAUUUUACGUAAGAUUAACUGAGAGUAACUUCACUGUGGUAUAAUAGAUAUCGUCCCCGACUGUAGAGUACCUCAUUUUGAAUCAUGCUUUUUAUCAUUAUGUUUAUUAAAACUAAGUUUAUGUCUAAAUUAAUAUCACCUUGAUAUAUAUUUUUUUAGAAAAUUUCAGAAAUGUUUUACAUUUCAAUACAUGAAAACCCAGCUUGUGUGCCUUUAAGGUAAGCAGCUAACAUAUAGCUUAUGAAUUGAUAUUAUGGAAGUAUGUAUAGAAUUUCAACAUAUAUUCAACUUUUAUCAUGUUAAGUUUUACUAAUUACUGCCAUAUGACAAUUGAUUAGAUUUGAAUCUCAUUUUUGCUAUGAAAUACUCAUUUAUAUUCAGUUUGUUAACUAUAUAUUGAACAAGUUUACUUUGAAAAUGAUGCUAUUUCCGGAAUUCUUUAGAAAUCAUAAUAUUGACGUAAUUUAAAAUAAAUAAAGGCUAUAUAAAAGAUGAAAAUCUGUUAUUAUAGUAUAAAUGAUGUCACCACCAUGAAAAAAAACUUACAUACAUUUUUUAUUCAUAACUAGUUAAUAAAUGUUUACAUGACACCAUAAAAGAAUAGCGUUGAAAAUGUGCGCAGAAUAUAGCAACAAGAUAUAUAAUUAAUGCAGUGUAAACCAUCAAAUAAGUAUUUGUGAUAUAAGUGGAAUAUCAUAUUCUUGGUCAUUCAAUACCAAAUGUACUAAGUUUGUUAACUAAAAUUCAUAAAAACAAAAUGCUAAGAAAAAAAAUGUCCUCCUCACUGAACCUUUUAAUACCUAUGAAUGCUGGUAGUAGUAUGUAGGGCUGGUAGGUAGGGCUUGAUUGUAGGACAGGAAUGUAGGGCUUGUAUGUACGGCUUGUAUGUAGGGCUGGUAUGUACGACUUGUAUGUACAACUUGUAUGUAAGGCUUGUAUGAAGGGCUGGUAUGUAGGGCUGAUGUGUAGGGCUGGUAUGUAGAACUGGAAUGUAUGGCUUGUAUGUAGGGCUGGUAUGUAGGGCUGGUAUGUACAACUUGAAUGUAGGGCUGGUAUGUACAACUUGAAUGUAGGGCUGGUAUGUAGGGCUGAUGUGUAGGGCUGGUAUGUAGGGCUGAUGUGUAGGGCUGGUAUGUAGAACUGGAAUGUAUGGCUGGUAUGUAGGGCUGGUAUGUAGGGCUGGUAUGUACAACUUGAAUGUAGGGCUGGUAUGUAGGGCUGGUAUGUACGACUUGAAUGUAGGGCUGGUGUGUAGGGCUGGUAUGUACAACUUGAAUGUAGGGCUGGUAUGUACGGCUUGUAUGUAGGGCUGGUAUGUACGGCUUGUAUAUAGGGCUGGUAUGUACAACUUGAAUGUAGGGCUGGUGUGUAGGGCUGGUAUGUACGACUUGAAUGUAGGGCUGGUGUGUAGGGCUGGUAUGAACAAUUUGAAUGUAGGGCUUGUAUGUACGGCUUUGGCCCUUGCAUACUUUUUUUAUAAAUUGACCAAAUAUAAAGACCAAUCCCUUUUCUGUCUAGUGUUUGUAUUUUGAAUUCCUGUAUCAGGUUUGAUGUACAAAUAUCUUUUUUCUUGGUAUACCACAUCUUACUUUAAUAUUUGAUUAAGGUAUUAUAAAGCAUAUUAGAUAAGGGUAAUGUAUUAACUUUCUUAUAAUCAUAUAAGUUUAACUUAUUUUAUUGGUAAUACAAUUUAUGAAACAGGAUUUUUUUGUUUAUUUAAUAUUUUUUUAGGUAAAUUAUCAUUGACAAACUCUUUUUGAGUGGCUUGGGUUUAAAACUGAGUUUGAGGUCAUUUCUGUAAUUUUUAUCACAAUCAUGACCAUAUAAAUUUGUUGUUAGAAUAUAAUGUUGUAAAUAAAGUUUUAUUGGCUGUUAAAUUAACUAUUUGUUCAAACUGCUAACCAUGAAGUGAAUGUUUUUGUGUUUACGCUUCAGGCAUUCCCUUCAAAUUAAGCUUGUAAAUACAAAUAUGUUGAACCCUUGACCAUUGUUAAAUUGGACACUUCACAAUGAACUGAAUAUCUUGUAAAAAUCUCUGAUUAUCAUAGUGUUUCUUAUUACCUCUAAACUGCACUAGUCUCCGAAGGUAUAUGGCCCAUGAAAGGGUAAACCUGGUGACCCUUUGUUUCCUUGGUAUCAUUUGAAAGGGUUUUACAUGCAGGAAAAUAAAAAUAAAAAAUGUACCUAAACAUUUUUGGCUUUAAAAGAUUGGUAAUUUCAUGAUUGAUUUCAGCUGAUGCAACAAGCCAAUGAACAAAACUGUUAUAACUUGGCGUAUAACACAUUUGUUGUCAUUUAUUUAACAUUUCAGUAAUCAGCAAGCAACUACCUUUCAGUUAAUAACCAAAAUUGUACGUCACCAGGCAUUCAAAUUUAUCAUCAAGGUUAAUGGAGCUAUCAGAGAACUAGCUUAUGUGUGGGUCGGAUUCCUUAACAAAGAUGAGAAAGUCUCAGUUAUUGUUUAUUGCCAUGUGUUCAUGUUUAUAUGCCAUACCAAACUGAUGUCAUGUUUAGUGCCGGGUUCCAACUUCAAAACCUACCUACCAGGUAGGAAUAAACAAGUGCCAUAGAAACAAACAAAAAAUCAUGUAUUUCUUUAUUUAUGUCUGUAACACCUAAAAUGGAACUUCUCCCUGUAAAUGAUAUAUUUAUUGACUCACUGAUCAUCAGUUAAUUGAAAGCUGAAAACCUAGACCUUCCCCCAAUUUAUUUUACCAGUUUUGUUAGUUAAAUGUUAUGUGUUUAUUUAUAAUAAAAUUUA
This is a messenger RNA of Mya arenaria, 11927 nucleotides long. RefSeq names its product neprilysin-1-like. The record is from RefSeq and is a predicted model, not a curated record. Gene Ontology annotation, cellular component: plasma membrane. NCBI's taxonomy places the organism in Eukaryota, Metazoa, Mollusca, Bivalvia, Myida, Myidae. The transcript has 23 exons. Gene Ontology annotation, molecular function: metalloendopeptidase activity. The coding region runs from base 4129 to 6993 and encodes 954 amino acids. Gene Ontology annotation, biological process: protein processing.